GUCGCCGAGCGUAGCGUCAUCACGUCCAGGUCGGACACGCGCGUGCUGUGUUUGGCCUUGGGGGGGUGGGGGGGGGGAAGCAGGGCGCGGUCCGCAUGGUCGCGCGGUAUAAAGAACGCGCGCAUGCGCGAGCAACGGCCUGUGCAGGCAGCAAUGGGUUUGCAGAUGUCGGUGCGAGCUGGGAGAAGCAGUCAGCGGAAGGAGCGGACUCUGGAUGGGGAUGUCAGUGGGGACUUAUUGGGAGACAGCGACGACCGACAGGAAGAUAUAGCACGUUUUCCUUACGUGGAGUUCACCGGCAAGGAUAGUGUCACUUGCCCGACGUGCCAGGGCACCGGCCGCAUCCCUAAAGGGCAGAUAAAUGAAUUGGUGGCUUUGAUACCAUACAGUGACCAGAGGUUGCAGCCACAAAGAACGAAAUUGUACGUCUUCAUAUCCAUAUUCCUGUGCCUAUUCGUAUCUGGGCUGGUUGUCUUUUUCUUGUUCCCUCGGUCAGUGGCAGUGAAUGAUGAUGGAAUCAGAGUGGUUAUUGUAAGGUUUGACUCCAAUAACUCCAGAGUCAUCAUUGAUAUGACGAGCACACUCAACAUUAGUAACUCCAAUUUUUAUACUGUUUCUGUGGAUACACUUACCAGUCAAGUCCAGUACAUGAAAACUGUGAUUGGAACAAAGCAGUUGAAUAAUGUUUCAGUUAUACCACCUCUAAGUGAGAAACAGGUUAACUACACUGUUCAAAUGGAAUUUAGUGGACCUCUAACAUACGUGUAUACUUUUUGCACAAUGCCAUCAAUCAAGGUCCAUAAUAUUGUUGUCUUCAUGCAGACCACAGUGAAAAGCUCUUACUUGGGACAUCCAUCGCAGAACUCUUUGGAAGCAUACCGCUAUUUGGAUUGUGGGUCCAAUUCUACAGCAUACAGGAGACCCCCUUUGAACCACUGAGAUUUGUAGCAGUUUAUUCUCCACUUGAGCUCCUCUCCCUUUUUCCCCUCCAUAUCCUCAAUGUUUCAAAGUAACUUGUAUUCAUUUAACACUGGGCUGCUCUCUGUGGUGGAAAAUCUGGAGGGUCUAUUUCUGCAUUUUUUGUUAUAGUGCCUGUAUCCAAGUAUUUAAUUUAUAGUAGUUUUAUCAAAUGAUAUCCAAGAAUACAGCUUUUCAACCUGAUGACCACUGUACCUUAAUCCUCCUGAAGAAAGCUUUUUAACAAUAGACCCAUCAGAGCCCAUUCUGUUCCAUGCAGUAAAUAGUCACCUAAAACUAUCUGUAGCACAAUCAAGCACUGAAAUUAAAAAUCCCAGGACCAGCCUAUGACCCUGGAUGCUUUCUCAACCCUUGUGACCCCAGUACACUAGCUCCUGAAUUGCAUGUGCACUUUAGCCCUAACCUGGUCACUUCUUUCUAUGACCCUUUUUGUAUCUUGAAUUUGAGUCUUCUAGUGUUCUUAACUCUGGUCCUGGUCUUUUUUUCCCUUUUCCCACUUGUAUACGUGUUUUAAAUGCACUUGGCCAUUGAAAUGCAGCCAAUUUUCUUUUAAGAACACCAGUCCACAUUAAAGACUUGCAUCAAAGUUAUUACUAAUAGUGUUUUGUUGUUUCACCAGUAAACAUUCAAAUUGAACAUUUAACCAGAGUAUAAAGAAUUGUAAGUCACUUUUUAAACCCAACUAUGUAGCAGUUAACAUGACCACGUAGGAGAAUCUAGUCCUCCACCUAUAUGUUAAGUUGCAUUGAGCUUUACUACCACAGCAGUCACUUUCUAACAUGCUUUAUAGAUUAACUUGUUGCAUCACUUAAACACAAUUGGAUAGUGAUGUAGCCUGUUGCAAUCUUGAUCACUUCAUUUCAAUCCCUAUAAUUAGAGAUGCAACCAAAAGAUCCUCUACUUUUUUGGGUAGGUGCAAUUGAACCUGCUGUGGCUAGUAACUGUUCAAAGCUGGUGUUUAAAUGGCUACAUAUUUUGAGUACAGAAAGGUAAAUCCCUAACUAAAGCUAGUGGAAAUGGAAGAUGAGUAGUCUUCAAACUAAGUUCAUUGGAAACCUCUGCUAUAUUUUGAAGAUGUCAUUGCCUGUCUUGCCAAUUACACCAGAUCAGAAGGGGAACUUGCAUGAAUGUUUGGUUUCCUGUGGACCAGACUAGACAAAGAAGGAAGACUGAAAGUACAUUUUUUUUAUUCUUGUGACUUAACAUGGAAAAAUUCUCAUACUGGAGAAAGUGGAUUUUAUUUUGUGGUGUAAUUUAUUCCAAGAUAUAUUUGUACUAAUAAGGGUGUUUAUAGGGUAAGAUGCACACUUAAGUGUGGGGAUGGGAAGGAGAUACCAACUUGUAAUUAAGUUCUUUCAACUUGAACUUUAGCUUGUGACUCAGCUGGGCAUUGCUUUUUUUUUAAAAACUAUUGGUCAUUGCCAAAACAUCUUGUCUGUGAUGCUCCAACCUGUCCAAUUAAGUGAGAACCAGUUCUGUGCAUGAUGUAGAACCAUCAUUGGGCAGAAGAGGGGAAACCUGGUGUUGAAAUGCCAACUUGUCUUUGUGCAAAUGUGAUGUGAUCAUGAGUUUAUCUUGGUUAAGUGGUGCAGAACAAGGGGAAAACAAAACCUAAGCCAGUUCAGUGACUUGGACUUAAUUCCCUGCUUGUUCUUUCUGGCAGGUUACUGAAGAAUUGUACCUUUUCUUGCCAGGUUAGAAUUGAUCUUUUCUUAACUGGCAACCUGACUUUGCCAAUAAUUGUCAUGCCUCUUCAAACCAAUUUUUGCAACACUUUCUCCAGGAACUGUGGGGUUUGCACUUGUCCAUCAGUUCUGGCAUUCUACCAAUGAAGAGCUAAUGGGACAGCUGCUUAAAAUUGGGUUCUAUAAUCCUCUGCCAUUUGCAAUUUCAAAAUGUACAGAACUUCUGCUUUUGUGGUCAGUGUUGGAGGCUGCCUUCACUCAAAAUAUGCAUUGGUUGCAGUUUGAGGGAAAAAUUGACAGUAUUAAACUAGAGCCUUGUGAGGUUUCAGGUUUCAUGAUCCUUGGUUCAUCCAAUUCUCAACAUCUACCCCCCCACCCCCCACCCGUUACUGCUAGAAGGAUGGAUGGCUUUCUGUGAGAACUACAGCCCAUCCUUUUAUAGACUUUUGUUGGAAUGACUGUUUUUAAUUCUGCUUACAAAAAUGGAUCUUGUAUUUAAUCAUGUUUCAUACUGGAUUGUUUUCUUUCCAAGGGAAAGGACAGAAGGCCUGACCAGGCUGGAAUGUCUUUAGCACUGAGCUGAUGUGCAUUGUUUAAAUGUAAUGCUGUCAGUUACUAGCACUUUUUCCAAAUAAAUGUUGACUAAGGGACUAGUGUACUGACUUCUAUAAUUUUCAGUGAUGUGAAGUACUGCUUUGGCCUUUUUUUUUAAAUGUCUCACUAUUGCACCGUUGAACAAUUGCUAAUCUGGCACCAUGCUGUGACCAUGUAAGCUUUCUAAUGAGCUAUUAAAGUAAUCAACUGGAAACUUUGCGCAAAGAUUCAUUCAUAGCUGGGCUGCUUAUGGUUGCUACAUAAUUUUAUGGGACUUGUUUCACCCUGUAUGCAAACGCCCACUCAGUCUUGCAUCUCUGGCCUAUGCCCAUGUUUUACUAAUGUGUUCAUACAUCAGUCAGGAUGUGAAACUUUCACCCUAAUGUUUUUAAAAAUCAUGUUUAAUAGAAAAUCAGAUGAAGCAAGUAAUCAAACAGUGCUAUCUGGUUAAGCCUAGGACAUUCCCAUGAGCUAGCUUACUGAAUUGUACUUCAGAACCUGAACCUUAAACUGCUUUGAUUCUGAUCUCUCUAAUUCUGUCCUUGAUCUCUUGCAUUUUUUUUAAUCCUACAUCAUGAAAAAGUUCCUUAUAGAAAAGUGUCACACUUACCUACUGCAACUUUGUUAAAUAAGCUUGUGCACUUGCAGCGCAAAAUGCAGUUAUUCAUCAUUCCAAGCAGGCAAGGUGGGGACAGCUCUUGCCCCCAUAUUUGACUACUUUAGCAGUCAUGUAGAACAUUUUCACUUUU
Molecule: messenger RNA, 4006 nt
Organism: Pristis pectinata (smalltooth sawfish)
Lineage: Eukaryota; Metazoa; Chordata; Chondrichthyes; Rhinopristiformes; Pristidae
Product: transmembrane protein 106C-like
Exons: 7
Coding region: 124-939 (271 amino acids)
Source: RefSeq, a predicted model, not a curated record